AUAUAGGAUGUAGUGCGCAUGUGCAAACAUCUACCCAGGUAAACCCCACCACCAUGGCGGCGCGAGGCCAUGUGCAGGAUCCGAACGACAGGAGACUCAGACCGAUAUACGAUUACCUCGAUAAUGGCAACAAUAAGAUGGCCAUUCAGCAGGCUGACAAACUGCUGAAGAAACACAAGGACUUGCAUUGUGCAAAGGUCCUGAAGGCCAUCGGUUUGCAGCGAACUGGGAAGCAGGACGAGGCUUUUACUUUGGCACAGGAAGUGGCAACGCUGGAGCCCACCGAUGACAACUCCUUGCAGGCUCUGACCAUAUUGUACAGGGAGAUGCACCGACCUGAGCUGGUCACCAAGCUGUACGAGGCGGCGGUGAAGAAGGUCCCCCUCAGUGAGGAGUACCACUCGCACCUCUUCAUGGCCUACGCCCGCGUGGGGGAGUACAAGAAAAUGCAGCAGGCAGGAAUGGCUCUCUACAAGAUCGUCCCCAAGAACCCUUACUACUUCUGGUCCGUGAUGAGUCUGGUGAUGCAGGCCAUCUCCGCCCAGGAUGAGAAGCUGGCCCAGACCAUGUUCCUCCCCCUGGCCGAACGCAUGGUGGAGAAGAUGGUGAAGGAGGAGAAGAUAGAAGCAGAGGCUGAGGUGCAGCUGUACUUUAUGAUACUGGAGCGGUUGGGGAAAUGUGAAGAGGCCCUCGAAGUGAUCAGGGGCCCGCUUGGUGAGAAACUGACCAGUGAGUUACAGAGCAGAGAAAGCAAGUGUAUGAUGCUGUACCAGCGACUACAGCGUUGGCCAGAGGGCAAUGCCCUGGCCAGCAAGCUGCUGCUCAAAAACCCCGAUGAUUGGCAGUUCUAUUCUUGUUACUUUGACUCCCUCUUCCACCUGAUUGACCAAUCGUGGAGCCCGCCGGAGGAAGGAGAACACUGUACAGAAGGUGGGGUCCAUAACACCGUGGCCGAGGCCAUGACGUUUGUGGAGGACCGCAUCAAGGCGGAGGACCAGAAGGAGACCCGGCAGCUCCGGGGCCCUUACCUGGGCCGCCUGGAGCUCAUCCACCGGCUGAGGGAGAGGGGCUGCCCUGAGGAGGCCCAGCUAGGGGAGCCGUGGGAUCUGAUGACGCAGUACUUCAGUCAGUUUGGAGACAAGCCCUGCUGCAUCACGGACCUGAAGCUAUACCUGCACCUGAUGCCCCCUGAACAGCACCUCAAGUUCAUCCGCGGGCUGGGGGAAGCGGUUCCUCUCGGCGGGGAGUCUGAGGAGGAGGGCGGCUCGGUGUUCCCCGAGGACACCAAGGCGCUCCAGAGGCACCUGUGCGUGUGUCAGCUGAGCCGCGCGCUGGGCCUCCACCACGCCCUCAGCCCUGAGGGGAAGCUGAGGGUCAUCAGAGACCUCAAGGCCCACUACCACCACGGGCUCAAGUUUGGUGCGACCGCUCUGAAGACGGAGCUGCAGUUUUCCGACAUGUACUGUCUGAUGGCCGCGCACGUGUACGUCGACCUAUGGAAAGAGACGGGGGAGGAGUCCAUGGCCUGGCAGGGCAUCGGCCUGCUGCAGGAGGGUCUGUCCCACUCGCCCUCCAACGCCCAGUUCAAGCUGCUCCUGCUCCUCCUCUACUGCCACCUGGGGGCGUUCGAACCCGUGGUGGACCUCUACUCCAGCCUCGACGCCAAGCACGUGCAGCACGACACCAUAGGGUAUCUGUUAACUCGUUACGCUGAGCCUUUGGGUCAGUUUGCUGCAGCCUCCCAGUCCUGUAAUUUUACCCUCAGGUUUUUCCACUCUAACCAGAAAGAUACCUCAGAGUACAUCAUCCAGGCGUAUAAGUACGGGGCGUUCGAGAAAAUCCCAGAAUUCAUUGCUCUGCGCAGCCGGCUCAACCAAUCGCUGCACUUCGCUCAGGUCCGCACGGAGAGGAUGCUGCUCGACCUCUUCCUGGAGGCAGACAUCGUGUUGAGUCUGGAGGAGAGUGUGAAGUCCAUGAGUUUGACCCCAGAGGAGGACGACAUCCCCUGGGACACCCUGAGAGACAACCGAGACCUCACCGUCCUCACCAGCUGGGACCCUAGAGACCGGUCUCUGACUGAGGAGCACCGGCGAGCCUCCAUGGAGGAGGAGUGCCUCUGGCUGAGGAUGCGCUCCCUCACGCUGCGCCUCCUGGCGGCCCUCACCGCGCUGGGCCGCGCCCACCAGCAGCAGAACUCCCUGGGCAGCGAGAACGGCGUGGGGGACAAGGCCUCGGUGGCGGCCCGCCUCUUCUCCCAGCUGGAGCAGGCGCUGCAGAGCGCCGCCUGCCUGUCGGAGAAACGCUCACAGUAUCCAUUCCUGGGCCCCCCGUCCACGCGGCUGGCUGCGGCCAUGGCCUGUGGGAGCUGCCAGUGUCAGACCUCAGCGCUGCAGCUCACCGUGCACCUGCAGGAGCUGGAGACCAUGGGACUGGAUGAGUCAACAGAGCUUCAAACACGGAUCUGCAACACUUUUAAAUCUUUAGUAAUACAACUUCAAGAAAUGUCAAAUAAAUGCAACGGCGAUCUUUUGGAAAUGAAAGACAGCCGGUUGAAAACCCAGCCCUCCCUAUUAGAAAACCUAGUCUUCUUUCUUGAGACGAUGAGCGUGGUGCUAUGGGUGGCCAGUCAAUGUGCUAAGGUGAUACGACCGCUCAAGGCGAGUCUACAGAAAAAGAAGAAGAAGAAAAAGGACACCAACACAGCCACGCCCGCGGUGGUGUGUGGAUUCCAGGUGCUGACCGGUGGCCUCCAAGAGGUCCUCAGCCAGGUGCUGGAGCACAUCAAGACCCAGGAGCUGGGGCUGACGGCUCUCAAGCUUGCCUCUCUCACCCUGGAGCCACACACACAGGAGGAGGAGUCUUUUAUCAGGGCUGGUAUGGACAAGGUGCACAGCAGUUAUUUACGCUCGCUGCAGGAGUUGGGAGAUCUGCUGAAGAGGAGAGCAGAGACGCUAAAGACCCUCAAGAUCUGACACGCCAUCGCCACCCGACACCCCGAUCAAGAUCAUUGUUAUUGACACAUUCACCCCCCCAGCACCACUCUCAAUCUUUAUCUUGGCUCAUCGUUUACACCACACCCACCAGCUCCACUUAACCUCCCCCCAAUGCCAGCUGAAAAAAAGAGCAACGUUUUGUUUGGAAUCUCCGUCUCCCCUUUCACUACUCCUCGAGUUGGGUUCAUGUGAUUUGUUCCCGGCUUUCUUCUCCACUUUCCUCCCUCGGCCGAGGCGCUCCGUGUCUCACGUAGCACAGCAGAAUCUCGUGAAGUGCUCUUGGGGGGAAAAUGACACGGCAGUUACACAGUAAGAAAAUGAAAACCAUAGCAGCGAAAAAUAGAUGAUUAUAAAAGAGCAGUUUUAGAUUUAACGACUUAUAAAUUAUUGUACAUAGUCUGCAGAGCUAAGCCUCACCAUCACGGCAUCAACUACUCUUUGACUGAACAGGAAUAUAAAGAGAGACAAUAAAACCACUAUUUCCAUUGUAUGUUAGUUAUUACGGCCACCCCCCUCCUCCAUUUUAAUUUGUGACAGAGUCCCUUAUUUUAUUUUAGCCUCACACAAGUGUUCUCCAUUGGUUGCUUGUCCUACAUGUAGAUAUGGAGUUUGAAUAAGAUGGCACUGUUUUAAAUCUGCAUCCAUCACAGACACGACUUGAGGCCACAGCCGAGGGGCCAGAGACUGAAUUCACUUGGUUGUGUUUUUAAUAUUUUAAUUUUGCGUGUUCAUUAUUGUAUCGGGGGAGGUUCAUUCAUGUAGUAGUUUCAGUAUUAAAACCAAAUGAAUUGAAACGUAUAAGUCACACAAAUUAAGGAUUUAACUUAGGAUGUCAGCGGCAUUACUCUCCUGCCCCCCCCCCCCCCUCCGAUAUACUGGUUUCAAAAUUGAACAUCCACAGAACUCUUUUAUAUUGCACCUUCCAAGUGAGUUGAAAGUUUCAAAGAAUAUGGUUGAAGACUGUUUAUGAUUAUGUCAUAAUGAAUGCUCCACAAACACAUUGCCUACAUUACCUACUGAGCCAUUUUAAGUACAAGCUGUGUUAAUGCAAUAGAAGACGUGGAUGUCAACUUUUUCAACAACUAAUUGAAAGACUGUGCUUGUAUAUUUAACAGUAAUUAUGACAAUGAGGUUAAAAUAAAUAUCAACACAUGCUAGGAUUAAACUAAAACCAAGUGCCUGUGUUGUCAAUACAUGUACCCAUUCAAAACUCAACCAAACUCAAAAUGCUCUCAAAUCUUCUCAUGUCUGUUUUUCUACAAAGAUGAAAUGCAAUAGAGGUAGGUUUUGUGACUCUUGGUUGGCUAUUUGCUUUUGCACUAAACUGCCAUAACCAGUUAAUGUAUUUUCCACAGCUAUUUCAACAUUGGACCUAAUUUGUAAAUAGAUUUAAGAUGGUACAUUAACUAAACUGCUGCAGUAGAAAAUCCAUUUGUUGUGUUUUGUUUUGCCUUGGUCUACCACCUCCUUUCAAAUACACAGGAUAUUUGGUCUCCUACAUCUUGAUCAGCUUGUGAAAAAUGUAUAGCUUAAAGAUAAUUUUCAGCUGACUGCAUAAGGAACUAAAUUAGCGAGGGAAUUUCAUGCAACAGCAUUAGUAAGAAUAAGCCAAGACCGCAGCCAUAAGCUUUCUGACCCUAAAACAUUGCGAACUUUAGUGCUGUGUUAAAAAUUCUAAGUAAAUCAGAAUUUAGAGUUACAUAAUAUAUCCCAUCUUGACACCCAUUUGUAUAUUCAUACAGAGACGUCUGGUAAACAUGCCUUUGUUUUGGCUUCUGGCCCACCCGAAUCAUUAAGCUUGAGAAAGUUGUUAUCCGAGUUUUUGUUGAGGUUGAAUGUUUGUUGAAUGCGUGUCAUCCUACCCAUUCAUUCUUUUGUUAAAAAAUUGAAAACAAAAACACUGGAAUGUCAAUUUUUGAAAAAAU
Molecule: messenger RNA, 4918 nt
Organism: Gadus chalcogrammus (walleye pollock)
Lineage: Eukaryota; Metazoa; Chordata; Actinopteri; Gadiformes; Gadidae
Gene: naa25
Product: N-alpha-acetyltransferase 25, NatB auxiliary subunit
Exons: 24
Coding region: 54-2972 (972 amino acids)
Biological process (GO): N-terminal peptidyl-methionine acetylation
Cellular component (GO): NatB complex; cytoplasm
Molecular function (GO): protein-N-terminal amino-acid acetyltransferase activity; protein binding
Source: RefSeq, a predicted model, not a curated record